Messenger RNA from Diprion similis, 1856 nucleotides. Its product is annotated as E3 ubiquitin-protein ligase MARCHF5-like. Gene Ontology annotation, molecular function: zinc ion binding. The transcript has 7 exons. Bases 299 to 1486 code for a protein of 395 amino acids. Lineage: Eukaryota; Metazoa; Arthropoda; Insecta; Hymenoptera; Diprionidae. The record is from RefSeq and is a predicted model, not a curated record.
AAUUUCAUUUAUUGCUCAGUUCCAUUCAUUACCACUCGCCUGGCCAAGGAGCCAAAGUACCAACCUUACUCAGAGAAAUAAUCAUAUCUUCUGAAAUGAUGAAACUUGGACACUUGUUUUCUCCUAGAAAAUCACGAAAUUUAGAGUGAACUUGCUUUGUAAUUAUUAUCUUACACUUUGAAAACUUGAGGCUUUACAUUUUAGCGUGAGUAAGCAAAUAAGAGCCGCAACGUACGCCGAUGCUGUCAGGUCCAGCAAUGCUAAGUAUAUUGUGAAAAUAAUCGUCUCGUUUAUCACGAUGUCUGAUACUACCAGUCAAUCCUCAUCAGAGUUUGGUCUGGACAGCCAAGGUAGAGUGAUUAGAGUUGACCCCAAUCAAAGUCAGCCAAUACUAAGACUUCCCAGUGUAGAGGAAACUUUGCAAAGACUUGGAAGUACUUUUAAUUCUGGUCAAUCGACAACGGAUCAUUAUAGUGAAAUAUCAGAUUCACUAUGGAGAGGAUCGUCUCCCGAAGAUGAUACAUCUAGAAACACACUACCAAAUCUCACAGACACUGAACUGUCGGUAGAUGUUGCCGACGGAUCAUCGUCCCCUAACGAAACAUCGGAAACUGCAACAACAUUAACUUCAGAAGAAGAAAAGUAUUGUUGGGUUUGCUUUGCAACCGAUGAAGAUGACGCCACUGCAUCAUGGGUCAAGCCGUGCCAUUGUAGAGGAACAACAAAAUGGGUUCAUCAAGGCUGUAUACAACGCUGGGUUGAUGUCAAGCAGAAAGGUAGAGCAGGCGAAGACGUCUCGUGCCCGCAAUGCAACACAGAGUAUAUCAUCAUAUAUCCAGACAUGGGUCCUUUGGUCGUUAUGUUGGAUACAAUGGACAGUGUGAUAUUCAGAGUUUGUCCAUUUAUAGCAGCUGGUAUAGUUGUCGGUUCGAUUUAUUGGACUGCUGUUACUUAUGGUGCUGUUACUGUAAUGCAAGUAGUUGGCCAUAAAGAUGGAUUAACUAUGAUGGAGCAGGCAGAUCCGCUUGUCUUGCUAGUCGGCUUGCCUACAAUACCAAUUAUGUUGGUUCUUGGAAAAAUGCUCAGGUGGGAAGAUCAGGCUUUGAGUUUAUUGAGAAGACAUGCUUGCAAAGUGCCAAUCCUCAGACAUUUUUUACCAAGCAGCUACAUUGAGGACGAAAGACUGCAAUCAUCGGACGUCCCACCAAUGAGUGAUCCAGUAUCUGCAACUAGAGUAUUGUGUGGCGCACUUCUGCUUCCUACGAUUGCUAGUAUUUGCGGAAAAAUCUUUUUUGAGAGCGUAAAUUCCAAUUUCCAGAGAACCUUGUUGGGCGGAAUGGCGUUUAUAACAAUCAAAGGCGCGUUUAAAAUAUAUCACAAACAACAGCAAUAUGUCCGCCAAUGUCAGAGACGAAUUAUGGAUUACACUGACAGCAAUAUUGCAUUAUAUCGAAGACAUCAAAAUGGUGAAAGUACAAUCAGCUAAACUUUGACGAUGAGUGAAGCCAUUCGAUAUCCAAUAACGAAUUUUUCAAAUAAAGCUUAGAAGCUUUUGUGCAUGACCCAAUAGAGUGACGACUAUGUUUACUGAGUUAAGGGGGUGUCGGAGCACCGUCUAAGUAAGCAAAUCGUAUUUCAAACUAUUUUUUCCCUGAGUCAUGGAAUCGUUUCAAAGUUUGGGAAAUGAUGGAGUCUACAACUGUGCUUGUGUAAGUCAUGAAGAAAGAUUCAGUAAAUUGGCGGAAACAUGAUAAACUUAUUUGCUGUCAACUCUCGCUUCUAUACUUUUUUAUUUUUCGAUAUUGUUGAGUUUAGAUGGUUCACUGCCAUUUUUUCCAUCAUUUCGUAAGAUUUGA